UAUAACCUUCAUAUACUUUUAUUCAACAAUGUCAAAAAUAUGAGUAAACCUUCAAUAAUGUGCACUAAAGCGACAAGUGAUUUUCUAAAACACGGCAAGUUGAUAUGGAAAGACUGUAUAGUGAUACGCAUAGUACACUUUGCUUACUAAUGUAAUCUUCGAAUCAAAAUGCAGCGUUGAUUCAAGUUACACUCUUCUUUAUUAGAUAUACACUAUUUACAAUGCCUGGUCUUUAUAUGCUUGACUAUGGAGCUGGUAACGUUCGCAGCUUAGUCAAUGCUAUCAACCAUUUGGGUUUCCAAAUUACUUUUGUGAAAGACCCUUCUGAUAUUGCCCUUGCCGAUAAACUUAUUUUUCCCGGUGUAGGUGAUUUUGGAUUUGCUAUGCGUGCCUUGCGCUCAAAGGGCUAUGCUGAACCAUUAAAGGCCUAUAUUCAAUCUGGCAAGCCUUUUAUGGGUAUCUGUGUUGGUAUGCAGUCUCUCUUUGAAGGCUCUGACGAAAGUGAAGAGCUUGGUUUGGGUGUUAUUCCCGGAAAAGUAUCCAAGUUUGACAAUGCCGACAAAGCUGUACCUCACAUGGGCUGGAACCACGCUCAACUUGCCAAGUCUCAACAAAGCAACGAUAACGGACAAUCUGUUAACUACAACAUUGACGAAGAAAAAGUAUACUACUUUGUUCACUCUUAUGCUGCACGCUAUACUGAAGCAAACAAAGAUUGGGCUUUGUCUACUACACAAUACGGCAACGAAAUGUUCAUUUCUUCUGUUCAAAAAGGCAAUGUUUUUGCUACCCAGUUCCACCCUGAAAAAAGUGGUUACGCUGGUCUCAACACAAUCAAAUCAUUUUUGACAGGCACAGGCAUUGUGGACGAAAAGACAGUUAUUUACAAGACACCUACCAUGAAAGAAGCCGACACACUCACCAAGAGAAUCAUUGCUUGUUUAGAUGUACGUGCUAAUGAUCAAGGUGAUUUGGUUGUCACAAAGGGCGAUCAAUACGAUGUACGUGAAGCCAGUGGCAGUAACGAUGUGCGUAACCUCGGUAAGCCAGUCGAAUUGGCCAAGCGCUACUUUGAAGAAGGCGCUGAUGAAAUCACAUUCUUAAACAUCACAAGUUUCCGUAAUUGUCCUUUGGGUGAUACACCUAUGCUUGAAGUAUUGAAGCGUACUUCAGAAACAGUGUUUGUUCCCUUGACUAUUGGUGGUGGUAUUCGUGAUGUGACUGACCCCGAUGGCACUGUCCAUCCUGCUUUUGAAGUUGCUGGUGAAUACUUCCGCUCUGGUGCUGACAAGGUUUCUAUUGGUAGUGAUGCUGUUUACUGUGCUGAGGCUUUUAUUGCUAGUGGUGGCAAGAAGACUGGUCUUACUGCCAUUGAAACAAUCGCUGAAGCCUAUGGUUCUCAAGCUGUUGUUAUUUCUGUUGAUCCUCGUCGUGUGUACGUCAAGGAUCCUCAAGAUACCACUCACCACACAGUCAAGAACUCUCAGCCUGGACCCAAUGGUGAAGAAUACUGUUGGUAUCAAUGUACUGUAAAGGGAGGUCGUGAAGGACGUGAUUUAGAUGUCAUCCAAUUGGUCACUGCUUGUGAACAAUUGGGUGCUGGUGAAAUCUUAUUAAAUUGUAUGGAUCGUGAUGGCACCAAUUCGGGUUUUGAACACGAAUUAAUUAAUGCUGUGCGCAAUGCUGUUUCUAUUCCUGUCAUUGCCUCAAGUGGCGCUGGUUGUGUUGAACAUUUUGUGGAUGUGUUUGAAAAGACAGACGUUGAAGCUGCUUUAGCUGCAGGCAUUUUCCACCGCCAAGAAGUACCUCUUCAGUCUGUUAAAGAGUUUGUAAAGAAAGCUGGUGUUCCUGUUAGACCUAUUGAUACUACCACUUUGUAAAUAAACCAUUGUAAUCAUGAUCUCUCUCUCUUUUUUAUGAACACGCCUUUAUCUAUGCGUUCAUUAAUUGAAUUAAAAUGUUCUUUCAAGC
Molecule: messenger RNA, 1971 nt
Organism: Gilbertella persicaria
Lineage: Eukaryota; Fungi; Mucoromycota; Mucoromycetes; Mucorales; Choanephoraceae
Product: imidazole glycerol phosphate synthase hisHF
Exons: 3
Coding region: 222-1880 (552 amino acids)
Biological process (GO): L-histidine biosynthetic process
Molecular function (GO): oxo-acid-lyase activity; imidazoleglycerol-phosphate synthase activity
Source: RefSeq, a predicted model, not a curated record